Molecule: messenger RNA, 2287 nt
Organism: Anarrhichthys ocellatus (wolf-eel)
Lineage: Eukaryota; Metazoa; Chordata; Actinopteri; Perciformes; Anarhichadidae
Product: latent-transforming growth factor beta-binding protein 1-like
Exons: 3
Coding region: 584-1231 (215 amino acids)
Molecular function (GO): calcium ion binding
Source: RefSeq, a predicted model, not a curated record
UUUCCGUACCCACUGUAUCUCACUCCUUCAAAUAACGGAUAGGAUUCCUCUUUUGGCUCUACUGGGUUGUGCUAGGUGAGUGCAGCAAUCAUUUUCCGUGCAUACACUCGAUGAAGAGAAGCCAGAAAUCCACAAAUCUGAAAUACUCUCUAAAACAAAAUGUAAAUUAUAUGUAAGAAUAGAGUACACUGACAAGCAACUCAGACUACAUUGUAUUGGGUUGAUUAAUAUUCAGUCAUUCUGCAGCUUUUUGAUCCUCAACCACAUCUAAUGAUAAAGCUUAAAUAUCAAUAGUCAUCUUAUUACCUGGUUGAAGCUUUGGGAAAGACCUGAAGACAUCACGAUCUGUCCUGAUGUAACGUUCAAUGCAAACACUAAAACAUGUUCUGUGUCAAACCACAACGACCUUAUGUUGUAUAUUAGUAAUUAUAAACUUAAACAGACUUUGUGCUGAUAUCGUUUCCAAGGAAAUACAGAAGUUGUGUGUGUUUCCUCCAGACAGGUGAUUCAGAGAGAAUGAUAUGAGGAUGGAUGAUGAUGUAAUGUUCUCCUCUGGCUAUCUGAGUCUGUAUGAUAAUGCUACAUGAAUGCUAAAAGAAUUUAUGUUAAUGUCACAGCUUCCCCACAUGAAGACAUUAUACUUCUACAUAAAUCCACAUUACAGUUACCCCUGGCUCUCCAUUGUAACCCUUUUAAAGCCAACAUAAACUCUCUCAACAUGUGCCAUGACCUGCCUUCUCUCUGUCUGCUUGCAGAUGCAGAUGAAUGUACACUGUUUGGCAAAGAGGUUUGUAAAGGCGGCUUCUGUUUGAAUACUGUUGGCAGCUACGAAUGUUACUGCAAGACGGGACAGGACUACGACGCUGUCAAACUGGAGUGCAGAGACAUCAAUGAGUGUCUGGAUGAGUCGGUGUGUGCCGGUGGACAGUGUUUGAACACAGACGGCUCAUACAUGUGUUUCUGCACACAUCCAAUGGUGUUGGACCCCAACAUUAACAGCUGUGUCUUCAUUCCUGAGGUGGCUGAGCAACAUGAGGCGGAGCAGAUAGACUACCUGGGUAUCUGCUGGCAGACGGUGACAGAAACCAUGGCGUGCACGCAGCCGCUGGGUCCCAACAGGAAGACCACAUACACAGAGUGCUGCUGUCUGCACGGAGAGGCCUGGGGCAUGGACUGUGCCCUGUGUCCACCCAGAAACACCGGUACACACACACACUCCUCUCAUAUAUAGCGUCAGGCCAAGUUCAGAUACACUAUAAUGUAUGUGUGACUUACUGGUGUACCAGUUGUGUUUGAUGAGCAGUGUUUCCAGCACUGACACAAGGGAGCUUACUCAUGUAGGCUGUCGGGCAUUUGAGGUGCCGACGUUUCCAUUACAGAAGGCAACAUCUUCACGUUAAGUUUUAAUAAAGUAAUUGCAAUACAUAGCUCGGAAAUGAAUGUAAGACAGCAAAUAUAAAUAACUGCAAGAUUAUUUGCUGCCAUCAUUAAUAAUAAUAAUAAUAAUACAUCGAUUUUCUAUAGUGCUUUUCAAGAUACCCAAAGACUCUUUACAGGGCAAAGACAAACGGAACAAACAGAACACUUUGGUAUAAAAAAAGAAUAACUGGAGAAGCUGUGCGGAAUGGGAGGGGUAGGGUGCUGUGUUCAUAGUGCGCUCGGCUGACCAGAGGGAGGGGAUGGAAAGAGUGGAGCGAUCAGGCCAGGAGCAAACAAACUUUCUGCGGGAAGCUCCGCGGAUGUACCGGGGCCGACGGAGGACCCCAAGCGUUUUGAUGGCUGAGAUACACGGAGGAGCAGAGAAGUUGUUGAGUUGGAGGAGUUGCGAGGUGGAGUAUUGCAGAACCAUGCCAGCCUGAGGUCUUUUGUCAGUAGUCACGGACCUGAUGACCGGAGUUGGAGAAGUGACAGGCAUGUCAGGAUAAUCCACAACAGGCACCAAAGACCAAGUGUUUGUCUAGAGUCUACCAAACUUCAGCAUUUCUCUUGCUGAGGGUGGAGAUGGCAGCACGGAGACUGUCAAUUGGGAUUUUAACUUUAUUUGAUAUUCGGUUUAAAGUCUCGGAUACACAAAGCAAGCCAAGAAAAACUAAACUGUUUGAUUUGAUGGUAACUAAGCCCUUCUGUGGGAGAUCAGGGAUGCCCAUAUUAAAAAGAUAUAAGAAGUAAGACAAACUUAAUUUAUAUUUUAAAAUUUAAUUUCAUUCGUAUCAUUACUGCUAACAUUCAAACUUGAUGACUUUAUGUUGUACUUGUGAGUGUAACCCUGAAUACAGUGGGUACGGAA